This is a messenger RNA of Pocillopora meandrina, 1143 nucleotides long. The record is from the annotation of a GenBank genome assembly. Lineage: Eukaryota; Metazoa; Cnidaria; Anthozoa; Scleractinia; Pocilloporidae.
AGAAAAAGGAUUAAAUCUUCCUCUGACACGUAUUUCCAAGACCGAAGACGAGAAACUAAUUUCGAUGACCACCCGAAGGUGGUGCAGAUGCGUGGUCUUAUUAAGAAAAUGCUCGAGGAACAUGAAAAAACCAAGAUCAAAGCUCCCAGAAGCACAAGCAAACGGAAUGAGAAGACACGAUCAAAAUCUAAAACUAAGGAGACGACUGCGAAAAAAGAAACUGCUGUCCUAACAGCAGAAUUCGAAACUGGAAGUUCACACGCAUGUCUACCAUUCUCACAGGUGGUCAAGGCUUCUAGAGACAUCACAAACUGUACCGACAACUGCCAUGAUUCAAAGGUCGAGACAGGAGCAAAAAAGGACCCGCACGCAAUGGAGAUGAGACGGUCUCCGGCUGAAGGAUACCGCUUGCUACCGAUUAUCCAUCGCUCAACAAUCACCAUUCAGAAGGUGAAGGAAAUGGCUAAGGAAAUGGCUAGGGAAGAGGAGCGACUUAAAAAACGGAAGACCAAAAAGGUGGCUAAAAGGAAGUCAACUGGAGAAGCGAAAAAUAAGGAAAAGUCUGCUUCAAAAAUCAACCCAAGAACGAAGUCGUGUAGCCAAAAAAUGACCAAACAAAUGUUGUGUACACAAAAGCCAGUCAUGCAAAAAUGUACCCACGAAAGCCUAGCUAAGGAAAUGCUACCUAGAAAGCAGCUUAUUAGUAAGCGGUUGACCAAAGAAAAGUCACAUACAGAAGGGCUACAGGUACAAACAUUCGACAAAGAAAAGAAAUGUGACAAAACGGUGGUUUAUAAUAGGUUGCUGGUUGGAGAAAAGUCUUCAUCGAGCAAGUCAUCUCCCACCUCUAACAAAACGGCGCCGAAACCCCUAAAUUUCGCUUACACGAUCUUUCUUGGCAGAACUAAAAGCGCCAUCGCUUUUAAAGUUCUCACUGAUGGCAAACGUAAGGAAACAGUUCUGCUUUCAGCCAGGGUACCAAGACGACUCCGUAAGCUUGACAAUCCGCCCAAGCUUACUGCUGAAAUGAUGGCUGAAAAGCAACUAGCCGUUCAAGAGAAAAGACUUAGAGAACUGGAGCGAGUCCGAAACUGCGCUCGCGCUUGUGCGCAGCCCGUUAAGAGAAACACCGCCGUCCACUAA